GGGGUUAUCCCUUAUAAUCUUUUCCGAAACCCACCCUAUGCGUCUUUGUCUACCUCACUCUCUCGCUCUAUCUAUCCCUCUCACGCACACAAACGUUUCGGAAGCAAAAAGAGAGGAUUUUGAUUUAUUGGAGGCUUUGAAGGUGCUUGGGAUUCAAAUUUUCGAGUAAAGAGAGAAGUUUAUAUCUAUCAGCAUAAUCGGUUGAUUGAAAGGGACUUGCAUCAUUAUUUGAGUAAAAGAAUGGCAUCAAUGGGGAGACCGACGCCAUCUCUGAAGAGACGUGAUUCAAUGGUAUCAAAAGAAGGGGAUCAGCUGAUUAUAACCCCUUUAGGGGCUGGCAGUGAAGUGGGUCGGUCCUGCGUUUACAUGUCUUACAAAGGAAAAACUGUUAUGUUUGACUGUGGAAUUCAUCCUGGGUACUCAGGCAUGGCUGCUUUGCCCUACUUUGAUGAAAUUGAUCCUUCAAUCAUUGAUGUUCUUCUUGUUACCCAUUUUCACUUGGAUCAUGCUGCAUCCCUUCCAUAUUUCCUGGAGAAGACGACAUUCAAAGGGCAGGUUUUUAUGACACAUGCAACAAAGGCUAUCUACAAGUUGCUUUUGUCUGAUUACGUGAAAGUGAGCAAAGUUUCAGUUGAAGACAUGUUGUACAAUGAACAAGACAUUCUUCGCUCCAUGGAUAGAAUAGAGGUUAUCGAUUUCCAUCAGACUUUAGAAGUAAAUGGUAUCCGGUUCUGGUGUUACACUGCUGGCCAUGUCCUUGGUGCUGCCAUGUUCAUGGUUGACAUUGCUGGUGUUCGAGUCCUGUACACUGGAGACUACUCACGUGAAGAAGACCGGCAUCUUCAAGCUGCUGAGCUCCCACAGUUCUCCCCCGACAUUUGCAUUAUUGAAUCCACUUACGGUGUUCGACUUCAUCAACCGCGCCAUAUUCGAGAGAAGCGCUUCACGGAGAUCAUUCACUCAACCCUUUCACAAGGAGGUCGUGUCCUAAUCCUAGCAUUUGCCCUUGGCCGUGCACAAGAACUCCUCCUGAUCCUUGAUGAAUAUUGGUCAAACCAUCCUGAACUCCAUAACAUUCCCAUAUACUAG
Molecule: messenger RNA, 1089 nt
Organism: Ilex paraguariensis (yerba mate)
Lineage: Eukaryota; Viridiplantae; Streptophyta; Magnoliopsida; Aquifoliales; Aquifoliaceae
Source: the annotation of a GenBank genome assembly